CGAAUCAUAUUAAGUCUAGUAUGGCAUCAAGCGUUCCAUGAGAACUCUUCGUUCCGUAAAAAUACACAAUAUUUAAUCCAAAUUCAUCAAGCAUGAAAACUUUCAGAGUUCUUGGAUGGCACAGAUUUCUUGGUUUAGAAGGAAGUAAACUAUUCAUUCCCACUGGACAUCCUCACUCUGGAAUUCUACUCGCUUGUGAAGCUCAUUCUGCCCAAAGUUUAAAUCUGCUUAUUCAAAAGUCUACGGAAUUUCUUUCAAAUAAUAGCAUCAGUAUUUCACCAUCUAAUCCAAACGCAUUUUUGGUUUUUACAAAUCCAUGCAUUCCUUCUCCAUGUUCAGACAAUCCUGACGAUAAUGAAGACGGAGGCUGUUACCGAGCUACCUUUACAGGAUUAGACUUUAUGUCGAUUUAUGAACAACUUGUCAAUUAUUCGUCACCCUCAUCAAAACUGUGUGGCUUCAAUGGAGUAAGGCGGAAAAUAGGUUUAAUGUUCACUGGCCAAUGCUCACAAUAUCUGGGAAUGGGAUUGGAAUUGUACGAAACGUCGCUACCUUUUCGUUCGGCUUUUCAAUGCGCGUCAAAUAUAUUAAUGAAUGAGUACGGUCUUCAUAUUUAUGACGUGAUGUAUGGGUCAAAGGGUCACCUUUUGGACACAUCUCUGUACAGCCAGACGUCCAUAUUCUGUUUGGAAGUUGGUCUCCUCGCCCUAUGGCGCAGCUUUGGAGUUGAACCCAGUUUUGUCCUUGGUCCCAGUGCAGGUGGUUUCGCGGCAGCGGUGGCAGCUGGAGUAAUUACUGUGGAGGAAGGUGCCCGACUUGUUGGGGGGCGGGCGAAGCUAAUUAAUUCUCUCCCAGAGGGAGGCAUGACCGCUGUUCAGGCCAGUGAAGCAGAAGUCAGAUAUUUGAUGGACAAGGUUGUAUUUAGCUCUGAAAUGUGGCUGGACGUUGCCGUUAUCAAUUCGGAGAAUGACAUCGUGAUUGCCGGUAAACCCCAGUCCUUAAAAAUGCUGGAGAUGUUGUGCGAGGAAAAAGGAAUCAAGACGUGUCGGCUGAAUGCGAAACAGGCGUUCCACUCGAGGCAAAUUGACUGUAUUUUAGAAAAAUACGACGAAAUACUGAGAAAUGUGAUGACUAGGAAUUAUAAUGAUAACGAAGUGCAGCAGAGCUCAUGUUGUGGAUAUAUUUCUGGUAUUGAUGGGACCGUGAUGUCUAGUAGGGAUUUCUUUACACCCGAAUACUGGAUGGACCAUGCUCGAGCCACGGUAAAUUUGCCAGCAGCGGUGAACACUUUUUGGGAACAGGGGGUUCGAGUAUUUAUAGAACUGGGUCCGAGACCGGUUUUGCUACAUGACGCAAAAACCAUUUUGGGAGACGACAAAGUUUCGCAAGCGUUAUGGAUGUCCACGAUCAAUGGCAAAGACUCGAACUGGACGACCGUGCUGAAGGGACUAGGACAACUUUACGAAGUCCAAGCUAUUGAUCUUGAUAUAAUAGAAUAGAUUUUCAAACAACUUUUCCACGUUUAUUCGUUUUAAACUUAUGCCUAAACUAUUAAAUAUGUUUACGGAAUCUUUUAAAAAAGUA
Molecule: messenger RNA, 1584 nt
Organism: Folsomia candida
Lineage: Eukaryota; Metazoa; Arthropoda; Collembola; Entomobryomorpha; Isotomidae
Product: reducing polyketide synthase swnK-like
Exons: 5
Coding region: 93-1499 (468 amino acids)
Biological process (GO): fatty acid biosynthetic process
Molecular function (GO): fatty acid synthase activity
Source: RefSeq, a predicted model, not a curated record